CAUUUUGGGCCUAGUCCCGAACAAGCGAGCCCUCGUCCAAAUCGGGUUAGUGCUCCAAUUACCCGAUCCCACAAGCAAAGUCACUCAGUUGGACUUCCUCUCUCCAUCCCUCUGUCGACAACCCAUCGCGAUCCUCGCCCAUCGCCCAUCAUGUCGCUCGUGACCGGCGAUAAGACGAACUUCCAGUUCAUCUUGCGUCUGCUCAACACCAAUGUUGACGGCAAGCAGAAGAUCAUGUACGCGCUGACCCAGAUCAAGGGUGUCGGUCGCCGUUACUCCAACCUGGUCUGCAAGAAGGCCGAUGUCGACCUCACCAAGCGUGCUGGUGAGCUCACCACCGAAGAGCUCGAGCGCAUCGUGACCAUCCUCCAGACCCCUACCCAGUACAAGAUCCCUUCGUGGUUCCUCAACAGACAGCGCGACAUCACCGAUGGCAAGGACACCCAGGUUGUUUCCAACGGUCUCGACUCCAAGCUCCGUGAGGAUCUCGAGCGCCUCAAGAAGAUCCGCUCCCACCGUGGUCUGCGUCACUACUGGGGCCUCCGUGUCCGUGGUCAACACACCAAGACCACUGGCCGCCGCGGUCGCACCGUCGGUGUCAGCAAGAAGAAGGGCUAAAUCAUUCUGUUCGCUUUUUUGCCGGGGGUUCUUGGAGGGAUUCCGUUAUUUCCGGUGUGUUUCUAUGGACACUCGUGGGACCUUUUCCCCGCUGUCAAAAAAUUGAAAAUGAACUAUACCAAUGAAAUGAACCGAUCUUUCCAAUA
This is a messenger RNA of Penicillium psychrosexuale, 764 nucleotides long. RefSeq names its product 40S ribosomal uS13 domain-containing protein. Gene Ontology annotation, molecular function: RNA binding; structural constituent of ribosome. The record is from RefSeq and is a predicted model, not a curated record. The transcript is spliced from 3 exons. Lineage: Eukaryota; Fungi; Ascomycota; Eurotiomycetes; Eurotiales; Aspergillaceae. The annotation marks the transcript as partial. Gene Ontology annotation, biological process: translation. Gene Ontology annotation, cellular component: small ribosomal subunit; ribosome; cytosol.